This is a messenger RNA of Trypanosoma conorhini, 2151 nucleotides long. RefSeq lists its product as uncharacterized. NCBI's taxonomy places the organism in Eukaryota, Euglenozoa, Kinetoplastea, Trypanosomatida, Trypanosomatidae. Bases 1 to 2151 code for a protein of 716 amino acids. The transcript has a single exon. The record is from RefSeq and is a predicted model, not a curated record.
AUGUCAGCCGAGGCUUCAGCGCCCCAGUCUAACAUCUUUGGCGGCGACGGCCCGCAUGGUUCCUUCACCGCCGACGGCGACGCGCUGGCUCAGCGUGUGCGACUGGAGUGCGAAGAGGAAUUUGCUCUGCGGCUUUGGGCGGCGCGUGUUCGGUACCUGGAGCUGGAGAAACUGAAGGAGGAGGUGGAGAGUCAUACACCCCAUGGCCCUGCACUUCCACCUGGUUGGUACCUCAAUACAAACGACCCUGUCCUACUCACAUAUGAUCCAUACUUCAGGUCUCAUGCAGCCGCAGCAGUUGCGAGGUCUGCGCCAAUCUUCAGCGCAAAAGAAGGGCGCUACUACGCUGACAAUGCACUGCCGCUUUGUCGGGCGGAAGCGCACUCACUCAAGUCGUGCCCCCCCGCCGGAGGACACGGCUUGACGGGGGCGAGCGAAGAGGCUUUAGGGAGCGCUUGGCCGUGCCGCGGCGGCAGUGUUGUGGCAUUGCGCCGCUUUAAGGCUGGAGAGGUUAUCGCCAUGGAUGCCUCGGAGUUGCGGGUUGUGGAGGACCCGCUUGUGUGGCGUUUCUUUCCCCGCUCCGCUGCCUUCUACAGGGGACAAAAGGGUAGGAGGACUGGCAAGGCAGGCAAGAGUCGUACACAAAGCAAUAACGGCAGAGGUGCCCUUGAAGCGUCCUCCCCCAACCUAGUGGCUGCCGCGCGUCAGAUUGUAAUCCAUGCACGCGACAUACGAAACGGCACCCCAGCGCUUGUGGAAACUGGAUUUGCCCAGUUCCUUGCAUCGCUGUUGCUGUCCCGGGGCGACAUGGAGCUGCUUCCGAGAGGGGACGAGAUAAGAAAGUCUCUCAGCGGCUUGGACACAGGCAGUAAAUUUCAUGCUGUGACUACCGUGAACUCCAGUACGCCACUGCGGCGCUCGCAACGCGCGGAGGCGUUCGUUGAAGACUGGUGUGUUGCCCCAGUGGAGUCCGACCCCCGCUUCCCCGUGUUGCGUGGGGUUGCCUCACUGCUACUUCGGUGUAUUCCGCCGGUAUUGCUAGUGUGUGCCCAGAAGGAUCCAACUGCGGCAGGGGGUUGCCUUUCGCUGGAAGGUGUCAAGGGGUUUGUGUCACCACAUUACGGAUUUAUUCGGAGAAUGGGACUGCACAAGACAGACCGUCUGGCGCGGUUACUGCUGGGUUUCUCUCUUCAUGCCGUUUCCAUUCAUGUUCCUGACCUCCCCAAAUGUAGUGGUUUCUUUCCGUUUCUUCGACGUGUUCCACACGAGUGUCGUCCGAAUAGUUUUGUGAUGUUUUUGGACUCACCUGCGUCGCACUGUUGGGGCGAGGCAGGGUUCUUUGACUAUAAUACCACCGGCACACAUCUCAUUCGGGAGACGGGGGCAGAGACGCCUCUGCCAUGGGGGUUUCCGUGUUCGGAGCGAGUCUUUCUUCCAUCUGUGGCAGUUCUCGUAGCCUGCCGUGACAUUGAUCGCGGGGAAUAUAUUUCUCGCAGCCUCUUUGAUUCGGUCUACAUGACGCAGCCGCAAAGAUCUAAAAUCACACGGCAGCUCUUUGGAGUGUCGUGCAGUUGUCGGUGGUGCGUGGAUGAGCCUGACGUGCCGCGCGCCUUCCGCUGUUCGCAAUGUCCCCGCAACUGUGGGGUUGUUUGCCCCGUUGGCGAUGGCAGUCGCCUCAAGGAGUGGGUUUGCCUGCAGUGCGGGUAUCGCCCUGACGUGGAUGCGGUUCACCGUUGCCUUGACGAGGAGCAGGAGCUGGCGACCGUUAAGGCGGAUAAGAUGAGUGGGUUGGUGCGUCUCUUGCAGGCGACGACCGUACACUACAGUCAUGCCAUCGUUUUUCAUAAGAUAGAUGAAUGGUGUCAAAAGGCGUGGAAGGAGCAGGAUGCAUCGAUGUGUCUCGAGUUUCUAGAUGUUAUGCAGAAAAGUGUCCAUCGUGUGCUGGAUCCGUGUGACCCGCAGAUGGCACAGGUGCAUGAGUUUGCCGCCCAAGCCAACCAUGCGGUGGGCUCAGCGCACACUGCACGGUACGAGUACUUUCUUGCGCUGCAGAUCCGUCUGCGUGCUGGCAUGCGCUACGCACAUUGGACCCGCAAGACGUGGUUCAUGGCAGCUGAGAAGCCGCUGGCGGAGUUUUUGGAUAGUGUCUGA